Messenger RNA from Eptesicus fuscus (big brown bat), 1378 nucleotides. RefSeq names its product tissue factor pathway inhibitor 2 (gene TFPI2). Gene Ontology annotation, molecular function: serine-type endopeptidase inhibitor activity. The transcript has 5 exons. The coding region runs from base 120 to 809 and encodes 229 amino acids. NCBI's taxonomy places the organism in Eukaryota, Metazoa, Chordata, Mammalia, Chiroptera, Vespertilionidae. The record is from RefSeq and is a predicted model, not a curated record. Gene Ontology annotation, cellular component: extracellular region. Gene Ontology annotation, biological process: negative regulation of peptidase activity.
UAAAGCCCACACCCACCGCCCGGCUCACAGGCCUCGGAGCCGCACGCACCCUGCGCACCCUUCUCCUGCCGGGCAUUCUGGGGACCCCUCCUGCCGCGGGAUCCACGGACCUGGACACCAUGGACCCUCUUGGGACCCUCGGGCUGUUGCUUCUGCCCCUGCUCCUGCUCGGAACAGCUGCUCAGGAUCCCCUAGGAAACAACGCGGAGAUCUGCCUCCUGCCCCCGGACGUGGGGCCCUGCCGCGCCCGGGUCCCCAGUUUUUACUACAGCAGGUACACCCAGAGCUGCCGCCCGUUCAUGUACGGCGGCUGCGAGGGCAACGCCAACAACUUCGAAACCCGGGAGGCCUGCGAGGAAGCUUGCUGGAGGAUAGCGAAAGUUCCCAAAAUCUGCCGUUUGGAAGUCAGUGAGGGGCACUGUGGGGAGUCCCGAGGAGACUAUUUCUUCAAUCUAAGCUCCAUGGCAUGUGAAAAAUUCAUGUCUGGUGGGUGUCACCGAAGUGGGAACCAGUUCCCGGAUGAAGCUACUUGCAGGGACUUCUGUGUACCAAGGAAACGUCCGUCAUAUUGCUACAGCCCAAGAGAUGAGGGACUAUGCUCUGCUAAUGUGACUCGCUAUCAUUUUAACCCAAGACACAAUGCCUGCCAGGCCUUCACUUACACUGGCUGCGGAGGGAAUGACAACAAUUUUGUUAGCAUGAAGGACUGCAAACGUGUUUGCAUGAAAGCCUUGAGGAAGAAAAUAGGUAAGAAGAUACCAAGGUUUUUCUUUCCUGAUAGAAGACUGAAACUUCAGAAGAAGUAUUAACUGUUGUUGUUUUUUUAAUGUCAUCUUAUGAAUGCAAUUAUCGCCUUAUAUCUGAAGAAUAAUAUGCUAACACGAGUAAAUGAAUAAUUAGUGAUUAUUUACCAGUUUUUAUUGAUCCAAGUUAUUUUUAAAAACUUUGUCCACUUUUAUACAUAACUAGCUGCUACUCAAAUGUGAAACUGUUAUUUUUUUUAUUUACCGUAUAACUAUUUUUUAUGAGGUUGAAGCCUUGCUCUGCCUGAAAGAGAUAUAAGUAUAAAAUAAGAAAGCAAAUAUGACUCACCCAGUUUUGGCGGUUGCUUUCUUGAAAUUAGUCGAAGAUUGGGACUGAAAAACAAAGACAGCAUAAUCAUGUUCUUUUAAUACAUAUGAACAUAAAAAGGACCGAUAAAUACAUUUUCUUUUACAUUUAAAAGUUGGAUUAUAUUUUAGGUCCCAGGCGACAAACAUGCAUAUUUACCUAUAGCUUAAAAAAUAUUACAAGUGCUAUUAUUUAGACACUGCUAACUUACUUCAAUUUCUGUUGUGUCAUUUAAGAAAUAAUAAAAUAAAAUUUUGACUGAAUGAAA